AAGCUCCAAAACUGAUCAAAAGUAAAAGCGAAGCGGGGAAGGGGGAAGCAGAUAAGCGCUCGUCGUCGGGGUCUUGGAUUCAAUCCCAUCCCGUUUCCUAGUUGCAUUGAUAUCCUGUGCACGGUUGCCUCCACCACCGCGUCCCGCUUCCAUUUUUGGUGUCCGGCGGAGUUCUGUCGAGGAAUGCCGGAGGAUGGUUGUUAGUUGAGAGGUCCUUGCAUCUGGAGCUGUUCCUUCUGGAGUUCGGGAUGGGUUUCCAGUUCAGGUUGCUGUAAGAAGGCACGGGACGGUUUGAGGUGAAAAUGGUGAGAGUGGUGUGGGAGCUAAUGCUGCCGGGGUUCUUUUGGUUUAUCCUGACGUUCGACACCUUCUCGACGGUUCUCUCCAACAUGGAAGGUGAUGCUUUGCACUAUCUUAAAACAAACUUAAAUGAUCCUAAUAAUGUGUUACAAAGCUGGGACCCAACCCUGGUCAAUCCAUGUACAUGGUUCCACGUUACAUGCAAUAAUGACAAUAGUGUUAUCAGAGUUGAUCUUGGAAAUGCACAGCUAUCUGGUACUUUGGUUCCCCAACUUGGUCAAUUGAAAAAUCUGCAAUAUCUGGAGCUUUACAGUAACAACAUUAGUGGUACAAUUCCUAGUGACCUUGGAAACCUGACAAACUUGGUCAGCUUGGAUCUCUACCUAAACAACUUCACGGGUGAAAUUCCAGAUUCACUAGGAAAGCUAACAAAGCUGCGAUUUCUCCGGCUUAACAAUAACAGCUUAUCUGGUCCUAUUCCCAAGUCUUUGACUAAUAUCACUGCCCUCCAAGUUCUGGAUUUGUCAAAUAACAACUUGUCCGGAGAAGUUCCAUCAACAGGAUCUUUCUCUCUGUUCACUCCAAUCAGUUUUGCUAACAACCCUCUUCUAUGUGGUCCUGGGACAACAAAGGCCUGUCCUGGUGCUCCUCCUUUAUCCCCGCCACCUCCAUUUGUUCCUCCAAUGCCACCAUCAUCUCAAGGAAGUAGUGCCUCCAGCACUGGAGCAAUUGCUGGGGGAGUUGCUGCUGGUGCUGCUUUGCUUUUUGCUGUCCCGGCAAUAUUGUUUGCAUGGUGGCGUCGCCGUAAGCCACCAGAACAUUUCUUUGAUGUACCUGCUGAAGAAGAUCCAGAAGUUCAUUUGGGUCAGCUAAAGAGAUUUUCUCUACGGGAAUUACAAGUCGCAACUGACAACUUCAGCAACAAGAACAUUCUGGGAAGAGGAGGAUUUGGGAAAGUAUAUAAAGGGCGACUUGCAGAUGGUUCACUUGUAGCAGUAAAGAGGCUAAAAGAAGAGCGAACUCCUGGUGGGGAGCUUCAGUUCCAAACUGAAGUUGAGAUGAUUAGCUUGGCUGUGCAUCGAAACUUGCUUAGGCUAAGAGGGUUUUGUAUGACUCCCACUGAAAGGUUACUUGUUUAUCCUUAUAUGGCUAAUGGAAGUGUUGCAUCACGGUUAAGAGAGCGUCCUCCGUCUGAGCCACCACUUGAGUGGGUAACUCGUCGAAAGAUUGCACUUGGUUCCGCAAGAGGGCUAUCCUACUUGCAUGAUCAUUGUGAUCCUAAAAUUAUACAUCGUGAUGUCAAAGCCGCAAAUAUUUUGUUGGAUGAGGACUUUGAGGCCAUUGUUGGAGACUUUGGCUUGGCAAAACUAAUGGACUACAAGGAUACCCAUGUAACAACUGCAGUUCGUGGAACUAUAGGACAUAUAGCUCCUGAGUACCUUUCAACUGGAAAAUCCUCAGAGAAGACUGAUGUUUUUGGCUAUGGAAUCAUGCUUUUGGAACUGAUUACUGGGCAAAGAGCAUUUGACCUUGCCCGGCUUGCAAAUGAUGAUGAUGUUAUGUUACUUGAUUGGGUGAAAGGACUGCUGAAAGAGAAGAAGCUGGAAAUGUUGGUUGAUCCUGAUCUGCAGAAUGACUACGUGGAGGCUGAAGUGGAGUCCCUCAUACAAGUGGCUUUGCUAUGCACUCAGGGAUCACCUAUAGAACGACCAAAAAUGUUAGAGGUGGUGAGGAUGCUUGAAGGUGAUGGUCUUGCGGAGAGAUGGGAGGAAUGGCUAAAGGUUGAAGUGGGACGACUGGAGGAGAUGGCUCCACGGCUUCUAACCAAUGAGUGGAUUUUGGACUCUACCGACAACCUUCGACCAGUUGAGUUAUCAGGACCAAGAUAACCAUUAGGUCAAAAUGCUUGUGAUCCAUGAUUUUCAUCUUUCUUAUAUGCAUUUCAUGUCGUUAUGUGUCCUCAUUAUAAAUCACAGGAGAGUGAAAGUUAUGUAAAUCUUUGGUGUCGUAUCAUCCAUGUUAUGGUUUAGUAUGUAAUUUUUUUAGUAUGUGCAAGCUUGCUUCUUGUAAGCAAAAUUGAGCUAUGCAAGAAGGAAUACUAGACUUACUAACUCGAGGUUUUUGUAUCAAUAGAAUGUACUCCCUUAAACACAUUAACGUA
Messenger RNA from Zingiber officinale, 2461 nucleotides. RefSeq names its product LRR receptor kinase BAK1-like. The transcript has 11 exons. Gene Ontology annotation, molecular function: ATP binding; protein binding; protein kinase activity. Bases 303 to 2189 code for a protein of 628 amino acids. NCBI's taxonomy places the organism in Eukaryota, Viridiplantae, Streptophyta, Magnoliopsida, Zingiberales, Zingiberaceae. The record is from RefSeq and is a predicted model, not a curated record. Gene Ontology annotation, biological process: protein phosphorylation.